Cladophialophora bantiana CBS 173.52 is the source of this 477-nucleotide messenger RNA. RefSeq lists its product as uncharacterized. The record is from RefSeq and is a predicted model, not a curated record. The transcript is spliced from 4 exons. Gene Ontology annotation, molecular function: structural constituent of ribosome. Lineage: Eukaryota; Fungi; Ascomycota; Eurotiomycetes; Chaetothyriales; Herpotrichiellaceae. Gene Ontology annotation, biological process: translation. Bases 1 to 477 code for a protein of 158 amino acids. Gene Ontology annotation, cellular component: ribosome; cytosolic large ribosomal subunit.
AUGGGUCACUCUCGAGGUCUCCGGUCCGGAACGCGCUAUGCGUUCAGCCGCAAUUUUCGCGAGAAGGGCAUGAUCCCUCUCUCGACGUACAUGAAGACGUACCGAGUUGGCGAUAUUGUCGACAUCAAGGCCAAUGGCGCAGUUCAGAAGGGUAUGCCCUACAAGGUCUACCACGGGAAGACUGGCGUUGUGUACAACGUGACCAAAUCCGCUGUCGGAGUUAUCAUCUACAAGCGAGUCGGAAACCGAUACAUCGAGAAGCGAGUCAACGUCCGUGUUGAGCACAUUGCCCAUUCGAGAUCAAGAGAGGAGUUCUUGAACAGAGUCAAAUCGAACGCUGAACGCCGCCGCGAAGCCAAAGAGAAGGGCGAGUCCGUGCAACUGAAGCGCCAGCCCCAAGGUCCUCGAAAAUCGCAUGUCGUCGAGUUCACAGGGGUGGAGAGCCUCGCGCCUCAACCAUACGACACGCACAUCUAA